AUGGCCGACACCGACCUCGAAGCAAUCCGCGCCGCGCGCCUCCAACAACUCCAAUCCCAACAAGGCGGCGCCGGCCCACCACAAGGCGCACAAGGAGGAGGAAGUCAAGAAGAACAACAAAAACAACGCGAAUCCGAAGCCCGCGCCUCCAUCCUCUCUCAAAUCCUCGAACCCCUCGCCGCGGACCGCCUAUCGCGCAUCCGCAUGGUCAACGCCCGGCGCGCCGAAGAUGUGGAGAACCGACUCAUAAUGCUGGCGCGGAGUGGACAGUUAAGGGCCAAAGUAAGUGAGGAGCAGUUGAAGGGGAUUUUGACGGCGGUUGCGGAGCAGGCGGAGAGUGGUGGUGGUGGAGGAGGAGGGGCUGGGAAGGUGGAGGUCAAGAGGCGGGGUGGGAAGGGUUGGGAUGAUGAUGAUUUGGAUGAUUUGUUGAAUGAGGAUUAG
Fulvia fulva is the source of this 441-nucleotide messenger RNA. RefSeq lists its product as uncharacterized. The transcript has 2 exons. Gene Ontology annotation, molecular function: DNA binding. NCBI's taxonomy places the organism in Eukaryota, Fungi, Ascomycota, Dothideomycetes, Mycosphaerellales, Mycosphaerellaceae. Gene Ontology annotation, cellular component: cytosol; nucleus. The record is from RefSeq and is a predicted model, not a curated record. Bases 1 to 441 code for a protein of 146 amino acids.